Fomitopsis serialis is the source of this 1184-nucleotide messenger RNA. RefSeq lists its product as uncharacterized. The record is from RefSeq and is a predicted model, not a curated record. The annotation marks the transcript as partial. Lineage: Eukaryota; Fungi; Basidiomycota; Agaricomycetes; Polyporales; Fomitopsidaceae. The transcript has 2 exons.
CAAGCGAUGCCCUAGCAAUCGCGCUCAUAGCGCAUGCUAACAACGCUUUAGGGACGAUACUCAUCCACUACCCAACCAAUGGAGAGAGAGACCACUAAACGAGGCCGCGACGAGACGACGCGAGAUAUCGACUGGCGACGAGUUACGCGGUACAUAUUGGAGAGAAAGGAGUGGCGCACGGAAGCCGAGCUCGAUCAAAGCAACCUCGACAAUGCGAAGAAGCGCGAAGAGAUUCUGGUCAAGGAGAACGCCCAGCUGAAGGCGCUACUCGAAACUCGCCGACAGGAGCUGCAGGACGCCCAGCGCUUCAUGCGUACGGUAGACACGUUCGCGGAGAGCGAGGUGGUUCAGGAGGUCCGCAGCCUGAACACGGAGAUUUUCAAUUUGGCGCGUUCCAUAGCUGAUCAAGCCACACCCAACCAAGAUCAGCAUACGGUGCUCGGUGCAGAAGAUGAUGUGAUACGUGCAUUGGGUCAUCCUUUCCUCGCCGUGCUCAAAUCCACAGAUACACGGGGAGACACAAUCCUUGUAGAGAUCGCCACGCAGGUUGCGGUGACGAACUUCCUUGCCCGGAUCAUCUCCACAUGGACGAACGACUCUGAGAGCGAUAACGUCUUGACAUCUGUCUACGAGAGAAUCAGGAAAUCGGGUAAGCAUCUCUCUGCUUCAACACAAUUUGCUGUUGAUCUUGAGAACUCUGCAGAGAAUCAGAGCGUAGUAGGCCAGUGGCGUGCUUUGACGCGAAAAUUCGCACAAGCUGAGCAUCUCGACGCGGAGCAGCUGGACGACAGCUGCAGCAGAGAGCUCGCCAAACUGUUACGACACGUCGUACUAUCGUCCUGUAUGCGUCCCUCUGCAGAGAGCGACCCGCAGCAGCCCAUACACAUCCUGGUCAGCAAAGCCCUCAAGAUCCGCCACCUCAUUGCCGAGGCUAUGAAAGGUAGCGAGUACGAAAUCCUGCUCCCGCGACCCGAUACCGCAUUCGUCGCGGAAGAAAUGGAGGACAUAUAUGGUGACAGCAAAAAGGAACGACGCACGAGAUCAUGUGUCUUAUGUUGCGUGUCCUUGGGGCUUCGGCGGGUUGAGAAGGUUGAGGGGAGCUUGCGAUCGGCCACGCUUGUCAAGCCUGGCGUAGGUAUCCAAACUCUAGUGGAUGAUCUGUGUUUGGCAGACGGGGACGAUGA